Molecule: messenger RNA, 1418 nt
Organism: Cucurbita moschata (crookneck pumpkin)
Lineage: Eukaryota; Viridiplantae; Streptophyta; Magnoliopsida; Cucurbitales; Cucurbitaceae
Product: alkaline ceramidase
Exons: 3
Coding region: 347-1114 (255 amino acids)
Biological process (GO): response to salt stress; ceramide metabolic process; autophagy
Cellular component (GO): membrane
Molecular function (GO): hydrolase activity, acting on carbon-nitrogen (but not peptide) bonds, in linear amides
Source: RefSeq, a predicted model, not a curated record
GGAAUGAACACGAACGAACGGUCAAUGGAAUGAAGGGAUUCAGAUUCGGGGAGGAAAAGUUGAAGAAAGUUAUAUAAACCAAUCUUGAAAGAUUUAACUAUUUUAAACUUGGAGUUCCAAUUAAAGGAAGUAGCAGCUGGUCUUCGUCCCUUUCUUCGUUUGAAGGCGAAAGUCAGAUUAUCGGCCAUUGAAAUUGAUCCGCUUCCCGAAGAAAUCUGAGAAUGAACAACAAAGUCAUCUACACCAGCUAAGACGGCAGUUGGUUUAGUAUUUGAUGAUUAUCUCAACCUUCUACUCCAGGCUAUUUUGCUGAAUAUUAGCGAUAUCGAGGGCGAGGUGGUCGAGGAUGGCUGAUGGAAUAUCAAGUUUCUGGGGUCCUGUCACAUCUACAAUAGAGUGUUGUGAGAAGAAUUAUGCUUAUUCUUCUUAUAUUGCCGAGUUUUACAACACAAUAUCAAACAUUCCAACCGUUCUUUUGGCUCUGAUCGGUCUUGCAAAUGCUUUGAGACAAGGUUUUGAGAAGAGAUUUAGUGUACUUCACAUAUCAAAUAUGAUACUGGCCAUUGGCAGCAUGUUCUAUCAUGCCACAUUGCAAAAAGUGCAACAGCAAGGUGAUGAAACACCAAUGAUCUGGGAAAUGCUUCUUUACAUGUAUAUUCUCUAUUCACCAGAUUGGCAUUACCGAAGUACGAUGCCAACAUUCCUCUUCCUAUACGGGGCCAUUUUCGCUGUGGCUCACUCAAUUCUUCGUUAUGACAUCGGUUUCAAGCUGCACUAUGUGAUUCUCUGUCUCCUCUGCAUACCUCGAAUGUAUAAGUAUUAUAUAUACACAGAAGAUGCCUCGGCUAAGCGGUUAGCGAGGCUGUACUUGCUGACUCUUCUCUUAGGCAUUUUCUGUUGGGUAAUCGAUCGGUGUUUAUGUGAGAAGAUAUCACAUUGGAGCAUCAAUCCUCAAGGUCAUGCCCUGUGGCAUGGUUUCAUGGGUUUGAGUUCCUACUUUGCUAACACGUUCUUAAUGUUUUGCCGGGCGCAGCAAAGAGGAUGGGCACCAAAAGUUCUUCAUUUAAUGGGAAUUCUCCCCUACGUGAAGAUUGAAAAACCCAAAACCCAGUAAGAAGACACGAAUUUGAAGACAAAUUAUGACAAUUUUUGACCUGUGUUGAGUGUACCCUGGAGGUAGAGAAGAAAAAAAAUGCAAUCUUUUGGGCUAUGUUCCUUCUUUUCACUGUAAGGAACGAAUAGAAACUUAGAUUUUUGUAGUACAAAUAACAGCAGUUACGUAUUUUUGUUCAUUGACGUCAGGGCUUUAUUUGUUACAGAGUGACUUAGCAUUUAACUCUUUCACAGAGCUGAAGCGCAACAUCUGUAAAAUAUUGCAGUAUGUUCAAUCUAUUUUACUCCAUGUAGUUUUCUUUUAA